Saitoella complicata NRRL Y-17804 is the source of this 216-nucleotide messenger RNA. RefSeq lists its product as uncharacterized. The annotation marks the transcript as partial. NCBI's taxonomy places the organism in Eukaryota, Fungi, Ascomycota, Saitoellomycetes, Saitoellales, Saitoellaceae. The transcript has a single exon. Gene Ontology annotation, cellular component: nucleus. Gene Ontology annotation, biological process: regulation of transcription by RNA polymerase II. Gene Ontology annotation, molecular function: RNA polymerase II cis-regulatory region sequence-specific DNA binding; DNA-binding transcription factor activity, RNA polymerase II-specific. The record is from RefSeq and is a predicted model, not a curated record.
CCGACAUGUAACCAAUCCUUCACCCGCCAUCACAACCUAAAAUCCCACCUCCUCACCCACUCCCAAGAAAAACCGUUCAGGUGCCAAACCUGCGGCCACACCUUCCGCCGUCUCCACGACCUCAAGCGUCACAGCAAACUCCACACAGGCGAGAAGCCAUACGUCUGUCCGACAUGUAACCGUGGGUUCGCGCGUAUGGACGCGUUGUCCAGACAU